Messenger RNA from Gloeophyllum trabeum ATCC 11539, 623 nucleotides. RefSeq lists its product as uncharacterized. Bases 1 to 471 code for a protein of 156 amino acids. The transcript is spliced from 4 exons. The record is from RefSeq and is a predicted model, not a curated record. NCBI's taxonomy places the organism in Eukaryota, Fungi, Basidiomycota, Agaricomycetes, Gloeophyllales, Gloeophyllaceae.
AUGGGAGCGAUCCCUUUCCUUCUCAGCCACGCCGACACUUCAGAAAAGCUUCCGUUUGCACACUAUCCAUCUACUUCACCCUCGCCCUCUCGGCUGAUUCCUGGGUUCAUGGUCUGGCUUCAGAUUACGCUAAUUGUCCUCCUCGGUCUGUGUGGAGCGACCCAGGCUCAGUUUCAGUUCUUCGAGCAGAUGUUUGGCCAUGGUCAUCAGCAGCAGCAGCAGCAACAACGGCACCAGCAGGCGUCUUCGACUUCGCAAUGGACCGCAAAUGCUGAUAUCGUUCCAUGCUCCGACUACCUCUGCCCCGAUACGCUCGUUUGCGUCUCGAACCCGAUUGACUGCCCUUGCCCGGACGUGCAGGACGUGAAAUGCUUGAUUCCAGACGCGCAGGAUAAGGGUGGUGCUACCGUACUAUGUGUUAGGGGCAGAGAAGGGUGCCAGGAAGCUGAGAGACUAAUGCGCAGACGGUGAUGAUACCCAUCAUAUCCUGUACAUGUUCCUUCGGAAGUAACUCAUAACGACGCGUUGAAAGCUCAGCGGCAUUAUGACCGGUAGACCACACAUGAAGAAUCCUUUUGGGCUCGACCCGGUAUGUUGCAAACCUGGAUAAGGAUAAGGCAUAC